Messenger RNA from Stereum hirsutum FP-91666 SS1, 886 nucleotides. RefSeq lists its product as uncharacterized. The transcript has 2 exons. Bases 513 to 764 code for a protein of 83 amino acids. NCBI's taxonomy places the organism in Eukaryota, Fungi, Basidiomycota, Agaricomycetes, Russulales, Stereaceae. The record is from RefSeq and is a predicted model, not a curated record.
CCAGUACCACUACCGCUUCCACCACGCCUUCUUUCCACAAGUCUCUUGCUCGGAUCCCGAGCUCGCUCCGGCUCUCGAAGAAGAAAUCGAAAGUGGCCUUGCAUCAACUCCAGUCCAGUUUCGGAGAAUCGUCCAGUUCGAAUUCUAGCGAUGCAGAGAACACGAUUCACGCCCCUGUCAUCCCACCUGUACCCGCCCUUCCCACCGGGCUCAACAAGUUCACUACCGCCGGACGAGCCAGUCGCGACAGGACGACGCCUUUCGUCAUGGUUGAUGCUAGUGCGAGCGAGACUGAAGCGGAGGGUACGGAUGUCGAGACGCAUGUGGCGAGGACGGUGCGUGCGGGACAGGGAUACAUGAUUGGUUCGGGACCGCGGGCGCCGGAGGGGGAGAGGUGGGUCGGGGAGUGGAACGUGAAGGAUAUUUCGAGCGUGCAAAGUGCGUUGAGGAGGCUGAAGUGAGUUUGUGGAGUGGGGCCGCUGUCGUCGAGAUCCGUUGUUCCCUUUUUGGUCAUGCUUGCUUGGACUUUUCGUCGUCGUUCUGGCGGCCGCUUUUUCCGUUUGUUUGGUAUCUUUCUUCCUCAGUCUCAUCUUCCGUCUUCCAUCUUCCAUCAUCGUUCUCAGCAUCGUUCUCGACACAUCAUUCCAUCUCCACUCCGUUGUAUUGUUGUUUGCCGUUGCAUUCUCCUGACCCUGUAUUAUGCCCUUCCUCUCGCCUCCAGCAUCCAUCCCAUCUUCCCAAAUACACUACUACGCAUACUUUAAUUUGCUCAAUUUUCUCUAUUGCCUUCUCGUUCUUCCUCCUUUGGUUCCUACUCCUGCUUCCUCCAUCUCGUCUCAAAACUGUAGCUCUGGCCUAGCUCUGCCUUCGCGUCCUUGGACUCUCG